CAUUUCUGUCAUGUAUCGAAAUACAGCUACCAAAAGUAGUUAUUUGUUUGGAACACGUGUUUACAUUCUAUUCUCUUGUAAUUAAUUCAUAUCAAUAAAAAGAUUCGACAAGUCAAAUCCUACAGUAUAAUUCGACUAGACAAGGAUGUCAAAACCUGUAGUAUUUGUGACAAGCAACCCAAAGAAACUGGAGGAAUUCACUGCUAUUUUAGGACAGAAGUAUUCUCAGCGAAUAACGAACAUGAACCUUUAUCUACCCGAAUAUCAGGGCGAGAUAAAUGAGGUAUGUCGAAAGAAAUGUCAAACCGCAGCGCAAAUGUUAAAUGGUCCAGCAAUCAUCGAGGACACGUCUCUCUGCUUUAAUGCGAUGAAGGGUCUUCCAGGACCUUACAUCAAAUGGUUCCUCGAAAGACUCGGUCCCGAGGGUCUCUACAAAAUGUUAGACGGAUGGGAAGACAAAUCCGCAGAAGCGGUUUGCACGUUUGCCUAUUGUUCUGGAACUGACGCCAGAGUCUUUAUAUUUCAAGGUCGAACUCAGGGUACCAUCGUAAGUCCACGAGGUCCUCGAGAAUUCGGCUGGGAUCCCUGCUUUCAACCACGAGGCUAUGAUCAGACCUACGCGGAAUUACCAAGCGAUGUCAAGAAUCAAAUUUCUCAUCGCUAUAAGGCGCUGGAGAUAUUUAAAGAUUUUCUUAUAAACAAUAUAAUUUAAUUUUUAUUGAUUUUAUAUAAUCAAAUUACCAUUUCUCUCAUAUGAUUAUUAUCGUUUCAUUUUCAAGUUUCUUCUGUGUAGUG
Camponotus floridanus (Florida carpenter ant) is the source of this 795-nucleotide messenger RNA. Its product is annotated as inosine triphosphate pyrophosphatase. Gene Ontology annotation, biological process: nucleoside triphosphate catabolic process. NCBI's taxonomy places the organism in Eukaryota, Metazoa, Arthropoda, Insecta, Hymenoptera, Formicidae. Gene Ontology annotation, molecular function: nucleoside triphosphate diphosphatase activity. Gene Ontology annotation, cellular component: cytoplasm. The coding region runs from base 146 to 712 and encodes 188 amino acids. The transcript has 2 exons. The record is from RefSeq and is a predicted model, not a curated record.